CUGGGCUGCGGAGGCGAUUCUGUCAUAUGAUGAAUCCAUAUACCAUUAAGAAACAGCCUCUGCAUCAGUUUGUCUGGAGACCACUUUUCCCACUCCCUGCAACCUCAUGUAACACAGGAUUUGCCUGGUCACCAAGUCACCAACUAAUAUCUUUACAGGACAGUGACUUAAGCAAAACGUAUGGGAGUUUAGUUUCAAUUUCUACUUUACCAAGGAAAUGACUCAAUAUCAGUUAGCUGGAACUGCAUGGCGAGGUGCAAAAACAAUCUCAGCUGUCAAAUUAGAAUCUUCUCUUUUAACAUGAGAUACAUGUUUAUUCAAACACAAGAUACCCCAAAUCCCAACAGUUUAAAGUUUAUUCCAGGAAAACCAGUUCUUGAGACAAGGACCAUGGAUUUUCCUACAUCAGCUACAGCAUUUCGCUCCCCUCUGGCUAGGCAGUUAUUUAGGAUUGAAGGAGUAAAAAGUGUCUUCUUUGGACCCGAUUUCAUCACUGUCACAAAGGAAAAUGAAGAGUUAGACUGGAAUUUACUGAAACCAGAUAUCUAUGCUACAAUUAUGGAUUUCUUUGCAUCUGGCUUACCUUUAGUUACUGAGGAAACACCUUCAGGAGAAGCAGGAUCUGAAGAUGAUGAUGAAGUUGUGGCAAUGAUUAAGGAAUUGUUAGAUACUAGAAUACGGCCAACUGUGCAGGAAGAUGGAGGAGAUGUAAUCUAUAAAGGCUUUGAAGAUGGCAUUGUGCAGCUGAAACUCCAAGGUUCUUGUACCAGCUGCCCCAGUUCAAUCAUUACUCUGAAAAAUGGAAUUCAGAACAUGCUGCAGUUUUAUAUUCCAGAAGUAGAAGGUGUAGAACAGGUUAUGGAUGAUGAAUCAGAUGAAAAAGAAGCAAACUCACCUUAAAUUAAUUUGAGUUUUCUUUGGGCCCAGCAGUUGGACUUGUUGAUAUAUAUACUAAGCUUUUAUUAUUAAUCUGCUUAGGAACUUGAGGAUUAAUAAAAUAUACCCUUUCUUCAGAGAA
This is a messenger RNA of Lagenorhynchus albirostris (white-beaked dolphin), 1018 nucleotides long. RefSeq names its product NFU1 iron-sulfur cluster scaffold (gene NFU1). NCBI's taxonomy places the organism in Eukaryota, Metazoa, Chordata, Mammalia, Artiodactyla, Delphinidae. Bases 247 to 900 code for a protein of 217 amino acids. The transcript has 9 exons. Gene Ontology annotation, molecular function: iron ion binding; iron-sulfur cluster binding. The record is from RefSeq and is a predicted model, not a curated record. Gene Ontology annotation, cellular component: mitochondrion. Gene Ontology annotation, biological process: iron-sulfur cluster assembly.